UGCAGUACUGCACUGGCCAAAGCAGCUAGCAGUUAUAUAGCUAACAUUAGCUAGUCGAUAUACAGCAGCGGCGCAGAGAAACAACCCGUGUUCUGCCCACAUACUAAUGACAGGAACACUGAACUUACUAAUAUGCGCCUGGACAUUUACUGAUACUUGGCACGCUUGUUCUUCCUAUCUUUAUCGCCAACUCUCUGUGAAGUUAUCUCUGAUCUGAAAAGCGCAGUAACUUAACUCUCGGCUAUGGAUCCUGAACGACAUAAACGAAGAGAGGAAAUUCAGAAAGCAAUGAGCUUUAUCCAGUCAUCGUUGCCUUUCCCAGAGCCAGAGAGUUAUGAGAUGUUUCUCUCCCAGUUGGUAUGUAACUUGCUGGAUGAGGGCAAUUCUUGCUUCCGAGAUGAGGACUGGCGUCAGGCGACCCAGCACUAUGGGGAGGGGGUCAGUGUUGCCCGCUAUGCUCAGGCUGAGGCCCUCGUUAUCCCCCAUGAGCUGCUGGAGAGCCUCUAUGUCAACAGGGCUGCUGCCUACUACCAGACGAGGGAGUAUGAGCGCGGCGUUCAGGACUGUGACAGUGCGCUGUGCGUGUCAGAAGGCAGUCGCAGGGCAUUAUACCGCAAAGCACUCUGUCUGAGGGAGUUGGGACGACUGAGAGAGGCCUAUGAGUGUGGAACCAAAUGUCUCCUCACAGCACCCCAUGACAGGCAGGCUAGUGACCUGGCCCAGGAUCUGGCCAAUAAACUGGGCCUGAAGGGCCGUAAAGCUUACGUUAGCCCGCAGACUGAGUCCUCGGCCACAAAAGGGGAGAGUCAUGGGGAGACUUCCCCACCCACAGGAGAGAUGUCCUCCAAUGGGUUGGAGUCACUGGGUGACAUUGGACCAGGGGACCUGUCUAGUGCGCAGUGCAUUCCCGCUCCGUUGGCCACACCCAUUCCUGUGAGCGAUGACCCGGCGACCCCUGUGGUGACCCCAUGCACUGACCUGUCGGAGAGCCCCAGCAGCCAGGCCCCUCCUAUGCCAUACUCCGUCCCUGUGUCGGAACACAUGGACGACUGCAGCAGCAGCGUCAUCAAGGACGAGCUAGACAGUCUGCUGGAGUGCAUCCCCAAAAAAGUCAGUGAGAGUCCAGUCCAGGGUGCUAUCCCCACCAACCUUCCUAACACAGCGGUGGGUCUCCGGCCUCCGUACUCCCCAAACCUUCCAGCCCCAUCAACCCAGCUUACCUCAGCCUUCUUCAGCUCCUCCAUGAGUGAACUACCCCCUCUGGAGCCUUACCCGCCGCUGGCCCAGCGGGACCAGGGCUCCACCCAGGCGCAGGACGCACUGGGAGGGAGCUUCCCCACAGGGGCCACGGAUGGAGAAGGGAAGGCGGCAGGAGUAGCCGCUGGCGGGUUGGACUCGUUGUCUGAAUACACUCUCCCUGGGGGACGAGUGUGUCACAGCUUUAUCCCUGGAAUGCGCAACCACAGUGCUGCACAUGUAAAUGGUCCAGCAGGAACCAACCUGUCUCUACUCUCCAGGAAUCCUCUGAUGGCCACACAUGAGUUUCGGCAGGCCUGUCAUGCCUGUUACAGCCGAAUAGGUCUGCGAGUGAUGGACUACAAAUAUCAGCCAGAAGCAGCACACCGCUGCAAGAGGGAUGUGCUGCUGUGCCGCCUUAAAAACACAGAUGAUCCCACUUGGAAGAGGAUUCGGCCCAGGCCGGCACGGAACAACUUUCUAGGGGCAUUUGUACUCUGUAAAGAGGUGCAGGAGCGUCAGGAGUGCCAGUAUGGGGAGAACUGUACAUUUGCUUACUGCCAGGAGGAGAUUGACGUGUGGACCCAGGAGAGGAAGGGUGCGCUGAGCCGAGAGCUGCUGUUUGAUCCGCUGGGCAGCACAGAGAGACGAGCGCUCAGCGUCACCAGACUGCUGCAGCUUCACAUGGGCAUGUUCAUGUUCCUCUGUGAGGAAUGUUUUGACAGUAAGCCUCGCAUCAUCAGCAAGCGCAGCAAAGAAAACUUAGCAGUCUGUUCAAACCUCACAGCUCGACACCCAUUCGACGACAACAAGUGCCUGGUGCAUGUGGUGAGGUCAGCCAAUGUGCGCUACAGUAAAGUGCGUCCCCUGCACCCUCUCUGCCAGUUCGACGUGUGUCGCCACGAGGUUCGCUACGGCUGCCAGCGUGAGGACAGCUGCUCCUUUGCUCACUCCGUCAUAGAGCUCAAAUGCUGGGUCCUGCAGCAGGACACUGGUAUCACCCAUGAAGAGAUGGUGCAGGAGUCAAAGAGACACUGGCAAAGGCUAGAGCAGAACGCACAGAAGCAGCAGAAGCCUAUCCAUAUCCCCCACCCGAGCAGCAGCAUACCAGUAGGAGGAAUAGGGAGUAUGGGGUGUGGGGGCGGAGGGGUAGGGGGAGAUGGCAUCGGUGGAAGCGGUGUCAGCCCAGUGGGUGGGGUGGGGGUAGGAGGGUUAGGAGCAGGGGCAGGAAGAGGGCGGCCCCUCAACCUGAAAAUGAAGUUUGUGUGCGGUCAGUGCUGGAGAGAAGGACAGGUCAACGAGCCGGACAAGAACCUCAAGUACUGUACUGCCAAAGCACGGCACAGCUGGACGAAGGAGCGUCGGGUCCUGCUGGUGAAAUCAUUUGAGAAGAAGAAGUGGGUUGUUGUUCGGCCUCUGCCCUUCUCCCGUACCUAUCCACAGCAAUAUGAUAUGUGUGUACAUGUGAUGAAGCAGAAGAAGUGCCACUAUAUUGGGAACUGCUCAUUUGCUCACAGUCUGGAGGAGAGGGACGUCUGGACAUACAUGAAGAACAACAGCUUGAGAGACAUGCAACAGAUGUACGAACUGUGGCUGCAGCUCACCAAUCAGAACAGACGCACAGAUAGCUCUGCCGUUACCCCGCCCCCAGAGGACAAGCAGGUCACCAUAACAGCAGAUUACACAGAAAGCAUGGGAGGCCGGCGGUUGUCAGACGGGGACGAUCUCUGAGUGUUGGCUGUGUGGAUAGGGAUAGAGGGACAAGCCUGCCAUACCAGCCACAACUAAACAGUCUGUCAUCCUGCCAGUCUGACCUCCUCUAACAUCUAGCCAGCAGUGUGAGAGUAGACUGACACCCAACGAAAUGGUUGACGCAACCUAUAUAUAUACACACAUACACAAACACGUUACACAUCACAUGAUACAUAAAUCAUAGGCACCAAUUUACACAAAGAGAAAGCAUUGUAAGGACAGAAAAUACAGGCCUUGGCUUGAGUAUUGUGUUUUAAUGUCCUGCUGCAGUUACACACAGCACCUUUAGGUCCCCCCUCAGCAGAUUAUACCGCAGAAAUUCCACAGACAUCUAGUUUUGCUCUGACUAAAACAAUCAUCUAGUAUUCCCUAGUGGUCUCUGGACUGAGUGUCUCUUUUUUUUUUUUUUUUUUCUUUAGAAAAAUCCUCGUAGCACUGAAACAGCAACAGGUCUUGGGUGGGCGCGCUGGUCGCAGCUCUUAAAAUUUAGAUUUAGCUUGGUUGUAGUUCAAAACUGAAUAGAGUCUCUGCACUCCUACACUUAAAGUUGAAAUUUUAACUUUGGAGUGCCAAAAAUGCCAAGCCCUCAGUGCUGAUGAUGGCGCACGAGACGGGGGGGGAAAGGGUUCUUGGUGGACAGUCCUCGUUGAGCUGCGUAACAACCAAAUCCUACUCUCCUUCCUUUGUGGGAAUAUAGUGAGAGGGUCAAAAUAACUCUGGAGAAUAAUGAUUUUGAGCGUAAUUUUCUUUCCAAGGGGAGUUGUACUUCUUUGUUAUAUUGUCUGCCAUAUUGGUAGAAUGCUAUGAAUGUAAUGCCUGCACGGGCCUUUAAAACUAGGAAAUUAGUCAUUUAAAACCAUGCUGUGGUCGUGGAAUGUAUGCAAGUAUAUUUACAUGCUCAAACAAAAAACUUGUGUAACAUGGCAGUUUUCCCCUCUUUAUUGAUAUAAAAAGUCCCUUUGAUGGUCAUUUAUGUAAUGAUACUAACUGUUCCUGCGUGGGACGAGGACAGACACGCACACACAUUCACAUAUUAACCUUGUAGUUGCUGUCAGCCGAAACAUCUCAGCUAAUCCCCUGUGGCUAAAGUACACAUGGUUAGUGGCUCAAAGCAAUUGUUGCCAAAGCGACUGAGGUGCUAUUCACCUUUACGGACUUUAAACUGUAUUGGUGAGCAGCUGACAGCGAUGUGAAGCUGGUGUAGGAGGGCUGCAGAGAAGUAACUGCAGCACAGGUGUAGAGGCCUGGCUAGAGCUGCUCUCAGUAAUAGAUCGGUUCAGACCACUGAUGCCCAUUUAAAAAAUUAAAAUGAUGACCUCACUUGGACUGAAGCAAAGUGAAAAUUCUGACCAUGCAGAAGACCUAAGUUGUGAAAAAAACAGUUUUGUAAUAGUAAAAAAAAGAGAGAUAAUUUAAAGCUGUGAAAAGCUGGGAGACGAUGUCUAAUGAAAUAAUUGAAGAUUAUUAAGAAUGUAUUUUCUAUAGUUUAUUGUGAGAAUAUUUAAGAACAUUUAAAAGUAAGGGCACUUCUUCAGUUGAACUGGGGUCAUCAUUUCACUGAAAACCAGUCAUGCCCCCACAGCCUUCAAAUGGAAACUUGUGUUCCUCAUAUGCAUCCAAAUGUUAUGUUCCUGACAGCUAACAGUAGCCCCUAAGAUGAACCUUUUUCAUUAGGGGGAAACCUGCUAGCUUGAGACAGACGCGCCACAUAUUGUGCCUAUAAACAAACACAUCAACAUGUGACACGAACACACAUGCAAAAACGAACAGACACACACACAGAGACACACACACACAGAGACACACACACAGAGACACACAGGCAGGACAUCUGUUGCCAUCUUAUUCCAGCCUUUAAUGUGGACGGAGACAUGACAGAGGUAUGUCUUUAAUCAGAUACAUAUACACACAUAUUAAACAUAUUUACAAAUUAUGGUAUACUACUAAUAAUAAUUGAUAACUUAGCAGUUAAGCUUAAUAAAUAUAUAACCUGAAAAUUGUAUUGAUUACAUAGAAGAAGUUCUUGUUAUUGAGGUAUUGCUAUAUGACAUGUAACGCUGAACUAGAUGACUAUAGUGAUUUUUUUUUUUGUUUGUUUUGUUUGUUUUUAUGAUUCUUUUUUUUAAUAUAUAUAUAUAUAUAUAUAUUUCCUUCUGUGUGGGUUGUUCCAGACAGGGUUUGUACUGAAGGGGUUGUGUCAUAGAUUGAUUAGAGUUUCAGGCUGAAUGUGUGAAAAUGGAUUACUGAGGGUUGCGUUUCUUACAAUUAGAGCAGAGGAGUGAAAAUGGAGUAACUCACCCAACAUAAGAGGCUCUUUUUUUUGUUAGUUUGUUUUUUGUUUUUUUUUCUUUGCUCACAAGUCCAGCAGCUAAACUAGGAUGUACAAAAUAUGGAAAUAUUCCUGUUCUGUAUUGUGCAGAUCAAAACAUUUGGAGAAGCUGCAUAGUUUUAUAUCUUAAGUAUUCAUCUAAAAUUUGUCCGAAAUGACCUCAGCUUUGUGCAUACAACCAACAAAUGGCUUCAAUUCCCAAAAUACAAACAUUACACCCAACCAGUACUGAAGAGGGUUACGGUCAAUUGGAUCCAAAUGUUUAAAAGGUGAAAGAAAAGAAGAUUGUACCUACUGAUGGAAAAGAUCAUGAAACCACAGGCUAUCCUGUGGUUUCAUGAUCUUUUACAUACGGGUGAUAUAUUAUAUUCCAUUUAGCUCAGAAGAUAAAUAGAAAAUAUAGAAAUGAUUGUGACACCAAAUGCUGCAGUGUCUUAAUAAGCCAGCUAUUAAAAACGGACUGCCCACUCAGAAUUUAGGACAGAGUUUCCAGGACUAAGCCUAAAAUGCAGAUCUCGGGUCAGUUUUGCUGGUGACUCUGCAGCAGCUUUGGGAAUUGUUGAUAAUGAGCCCUUGUCUGGAACAGCCCAGGUAUUAGCUUCUUUGAGGGAUCGUAUUACUACUACUCCUAGUAUUAUGAUGAAUAUGAUGACGAUAAUAAUUGCUAUCUAUUGACUUAUUUCUAUUUCUUCUCUAUAUGCUAUUGAUAUAUGUAUGUUAAUUGCAAUGUAUAACUCUCUUUAUAUAUGUAUCCAUGUAUGAAUAUAAUAAUUGACAGUAAAUAUGCAUCUGUGUAUGCAGCAGUGCACAGCUCUGUCUGGGAGGCAGUGAGCAGAAAACAUCAGCUUCUGAUACCAACCGCUGUAGGUUGUCAGUAGUACAGUAGACCUGCUAUAUAUUAAUGUUGUCUGAGCUCUGUUUGUAGGCCUUCAGAUUGUUUGGGCACUGGCCAAAGAAAAGGGAAAAAAACAAGAUGAUUACUAUUAAAGUUUACAGAUCUAUACUGUUAACUGUUUCCUCUUUGCAGUGUCUCAGUAUUGAUCCUACAACAGAGCUCGAUGCUCACUGUCUGUACAGUUUUGUUUAAAUUGAUUCACCAGGCUAAGACAGAUCUGGCAACAUAAGCAUACAUAGUAGCCUAUAUACUCCCGUAUAGCGCCUUAUUCAAUAUACUACACCUAUAAGAUGAUUCAUACCCCUAUUGUAUAAUCCUGCUUACUAUAUACAGUAUAUGAUACCUGAUACCUAUUAUAAUACUUAGACACCCUUGUAAGGUAAUUUAGAUAAGAGAUGGUGGAGUUGUUUUUUUUUCUGUGGCUGUGGAAGAGUUUGCUGUGGUCAGUAAUGUGUUCCCAUCUUGUUUUUCAGGGUGUUGUUAGGAGAGUGCCUUACACUCAAAUGCUCUUUAUCAUUCAGUUGUUGUUAGGAGCUGGGAUUGAAAAUAAACAUCAGCCACAAACCAAAGCUUGGGAAAUCUUUAUUUUGGCUGGUAAACGGCAAAACGUUCAUUUUAAAAUUCCAUGUUUAUGUAUAUUAGCCUGGGACAAGUGGAGAAAAAAAUCUCUGCCCAUGUUGGAAUUCCUGCCUUUUAAAGAGAAGUUUGAAGUAAAUUGUUACAGAAAAAAUCAGAGCAUUUGAGGGGAGGCUCAUCUUCCAUUGUUGGAGAAAGGCCAACAUUGAUGAUGAUGUAACUGACUUGCACAGGAGAAAAAAAUACCUGUGCUGUAUGUUCUGUGUGUUAAAGGCAGGCAAAUAAUGACACAAACUGGAGGGGUGGCAGGUUUCUGCUGCUGCAUCUUUACACAUGACAAAUCUCAUACAGCCAUUUUCACCACAUUAGCUAAGAUUUUCCAUCUUCAACACACUUGGUUUGCACUUCGUGCAUCUCCAGUGUAUACUGUGUCAGCCUGCUUUACCAAAUAUGACGUGCUACCAUUUAAGUUGAAAAUGUUAGGAAACCAGUAGGCUAGGCAGCAGACUUUGACCCUGGUGCCAAAAUCACAGUACGACAAUAAAACAAUCCAAGUUGCACAUUGAUAACUAAUGUCCUCGGAUGUGGAAGAAAUUUGGGAUUGCAUUGUUCCAUUUUUGUUUAUCUUUACGCCUUCCUGGUUUUACAAAGCCCAAUCAAUACUAUGCUGCAAUCAGAGCCAGCUAGAGACAACUUUGGAAACUGUAAUGCAACCAAGACAACAAAAUACUCAAAAGGCUCCUUACAUAGUAAGUUGAUGAUUUUCACCAGGGUGAAUCUGUGAUACUUAGCAUCUUUCUGUUUCACAUUCUUUCUGACAUAAAAAGCAGUGAAUUGUGCUCCGUAAACAUGGCUGAAGUUGACUAAAGGAUGCUCAUACCUAAAAUAUUUGUUUGUUUGGUGAAAGACGAGAACAAUCACUCUUGUCCUUGAAAGGUUUCUUUGCUAUCCUUCAUGCUUUUACUUUAUCUUAAUUCGUUUCAAGUUCCUGAAGCUGGAUGCAGUACAAGAAACCUCCAACAUGUGCAGGCUCUCUCUUUGCCUCUCCUGCCAUCAUUACAGUAUUCACCCUGUGUGUAAGCAGACACGGUUGCAUUUUGGUAAUUGUCAUGUCUGUAGCUGUUUUUGUUUUAUUGAAAUAUCAAAGCCAGAAGGUUGAUGGCGACUUAUAAAUAAAGUUUAUUUCUGCUGUAGGCAUCAGACCUCAUGCUGGAUGAAGCACCAUUUAAAAUGUAAUUAUUACUUUCAUCAAGUUAUAGAAAACUGUUUCUUUAUGAUUUUCUUAAAAGUCACUUCACUUUAAGGUUCUCUUUGCUCGUUCUGACGAGUAGCUUUUGGCUUGAUCUAACCCCAGUUUGUGCACCAGUUCUGGUCAUUACGGCCUUCUGGAGUUUAAACGACACUUCCCAGCAGUGAAACAAGUUUCUGCUUAAGAAAUGUACGUGAAGCACACUGCCCUCCUGAAACAGUUUGUGUCAUUUGACAACACACACCUACACAGCCACAAAAAAUCUGACUUUAUCAGUUUUCAAUUGGGUAGAAAUUAUGAGUUAUUUAAAUUGUUUUCAACAACUCUGAUGAAGAAACCAGGGUUGUAAAGAAGUGGGGGGAAAAAAACAAGGCCUCUUUAUUUUUAAUGUAUUUUUUCAUUUUGAUGUUUUAUGUUUUGUUUUGUCUUGUCUUUUAUUCGCCCUGGUUAAAAGUUCAUGAUCACACAAGUGGACCAAAUCUGUUGAAAGCAUUUAAUAAACAGACUGUUUUAGAAAAUAA
Molecule: messenger RNA, 8558 nt
Organism: Micropterus salmoides (largemouth bass)
Lineage: Eukaryota; Metazoa; Chordata; Actinopteri; Centrarchiformes; Centrarchidae
Gene: zc3h7bb
Product: zinc finger CCCH-type containing 7Bb
Exons: 21
Coding region: 244-2967 (907 amino acids)
Biological process (GO): miRNA processing
Molecular function (GO): metal ion binding; protein binding; miRNA binding
Source: RefSeq, a predicted model, not a curated record